This is a messenger RNA of Pseudomyrmex gracilis, 7064 nucleotides long. It is a transcript of the gene LRR, whose product is annotated as F-actin-uncapping protein LRRC16A. Bases 228 to 4748 code for a protein of 1506 amino acids. The transcript is spliced from 23 exons. The record is from RefSeq and is a predicted model, not a curated record. Gene Ontology annotation, cellular component: plasma membrane; lamellipodium. Gene Ontology annotation, biological process: regulation of Arp2/3 complex-mediated actin nucleation; cell migration. Lineage: Eukaryota; Metazoa; Arthropoda; Insecta; Hymenoptera; Formicidae. Gene Ontology annotation, molecular function: protein binding.
GCCGAUCGCAUCGUUGACCGUCGUCUCCGCGCACAAACCAAUCGCGGACAGGUGCCAACAUGGCUGCCACUGUACUGCCUACUCGUCUUCUCGUGACAUCGCCCUUUGUCUCAUCAGCAUUCGUUUAAUUGACGCAAACAUCGAAAAGCACCGAUCAGCCGAUCGAAAGAGACGGACGACGCUUUAAAUGGAACAGCGAACUUCAAUGGAAGAAUUCAGCUAGCAAAAUGUCAACCAGAUCGCAACUUACGAAGGAUUUAAACGAAUCGGUGAAAGCGCUACUUGGCAAACAUGUGAAAAUACUAUUAAAAAACGUGGUGAAAUUGGAAACCAAGCAAGAUAAGCAGGAAAAUCGUGUUCUUGUAUUUUCACCAUGUCGCCUUUUUCUCCUAUCGGCCAAAGUACCCACAAGAAUCGACUGCCAUUUUCAUUACCUAGAAAUAACGGCCAUAGAGUCAAGAAGAGCAAAUCAACUAUGCUUGACUGUUGGAGACAGAUUUUACAACUUUACCACCACCAGUGUAGGCGGAGACACCACGGAGGUGGAUGCCAUGAUAGAGGCCUUACAUACGGCUAUUCGAAAUAUCUUUCCUACAGUAUCACUAAAUUACAUUAUACGAAAAAUAGAAGUAAUACCAGCUAGCAGAUUGCAAAGUAUACGAGGAAGUGAGUUGGCAAGAAGCACAGAAGCCACACGGCAUACAGGGCCGUGCGGUGGUUUUUCUACUCAAUAUGCGUGCAUGUGUGAUCUGCAUGGUGUUCCGUACAGAGAGGAAGUGGCAUGGGACGUUGACACGAUAUAUCUUUCGCACGACACGAGAGAGUUGAACUUGAGAGAUUUCGAUCAUUUAGAUCAGAAGGAUCUGGUACCAAUUAUCUCGGCCUUGGAAUACAAUACGUGGUUCACUAAAUUAAGAGCAUCCCAUCUCAAGUUAAGCCAUGAACCUCUAGAGAGAUUGUUGCAUGUUAUGAGGAGAUCCUUGUCCAUCCAGGAGCUUUAUUUAGACAAUCUUGGGAUUAAAUGGGAUUUCGCUCACAAGCUGUCGUUAGCAUUAAUUUCUAACGCCAACACGAUGCUGCAAACGAUAGAUCUAUCACACAACACGAUCGAAGACAAAGGAGCCUUUAGUUUGUGUGGGAUAAUAGCCAAGCUAAUGCAAGGUGCCGCGCAUCUGAGCGGUCCCAUCGGAAAGUUGCCUAAAGGUCUACAGAAACUGAAUUUGGCUCACUGUGGACUGACCGGGAAAGGUGUAGGACAAAUAGCGCAUGCAUUAAGUUUGAACAGGACCAUGCCGACUAGUUUGCGAUAUCUGAAUCUUUCGGAGAACACCUUGAAAGACGACAUCAAUAAUUUGUGCAAUUUCUUAGCGCAACCUAAUAGUUUAACUCAUCUAGAUCUUAGUGGUACGGACACUACUUUAGAAUGUUUGUUCGGUGCAUUAUUACGAGGUUGUGCUACUAAUCUAGUCCAUCUGAAUGUUGCCCGGAAUUCGUUUUCGAGCAAAAAAACCAAAGAGAUACCUCCGAGUUUUAAGCAAUUCUUCACGGCAACUCUCUCACUCAAGUACUUAAAUAUAUCUUCAUGUAAAUUACCGUUGGAGGCAUUGAAACACCUACUGCUCGGUCUGGCGUGUAACGAAAGUACCGUUGGCCUAGAACUUGAUAUGAGUGGAAAUAAUUUGGGUUCCAUGGGCGCCCACGUUUUGGAGUCAUGCAUUCACGGAGUUCGAUGUAUAGCAUCGCUGGAUAUAUCGGACAGCAACAUGGACGUCGAUUUGGCGCAAGUCAUAACAGCUGUAGGCAAAAACAAAUCGAUAAAGCAAUUGUACAUGGGACGCAACACCGUCAGUAUGAAGAGCAAGCACAUAGCUGUCGUGAUGGACGCUCUGGUACAAAUGCUUCAGGAGGACGAUUGUGUUCUCCAAGCGUUACACCUGCCUGACUCCAGAUUAAAGGGUGAUCUCUACAACUUGAUCAAUGCUCUUGGUAGCAAUACAUGUCUUCAAACUCUGGAUAUUAGUGGCAAUCAAAUAGGUGAUCCUGGUGCGAGACUGUUGGCCAAAGCAUUGCAAAUCAAUAAUCAUUUACGGACCAUUAUAUACGAUAAAAAUAACAUCACGUUGCAAGGUUACGCGGACAUCGUUCAUGCUCUAGAGAAGAAUUGUAGUGUGCGACACAUGCCGUUUCCAAUCUAUGAUCUCCAACCUUGUAUGAAAACUUCCGCGGAGAAAACGGAACAGUUGGCCAAAAAGAUUCAAGAUCUGUUACAAAGAAACGUCACGCCAUGCAAAUACAGUCACGGGCAAGCGUUUAGGUUGCAGCAAGGAUUUCUGUUGAGCUCUACGCAACAAAUGGUAGACAGACUUGUCGUUCAAACGCAAGAUACCAUUAAGGCGCUUGCAGCGGAAAGUUGUGACGCCAAUAACGACAUUAAUUACGCCACUGGGGUUAUACAAGAUGCGGAUAAUUCUAAACAGUUACUUCCAAGAUUACACGAGGUACUUCAAAGACGAGAUGAAAAUAAUCCAAUUGAGCUAAAAUUACACGAUAUGGCAAAUGAAAUUCACAAAGUUGUGACAGUGUAUCUUCAGGAUUCCUUGGACGCAAUGUUAAAGUGUGCAAAUGAGCAAUGCCCUACGAUACUGUCGCAAACGGUGAUCAGAGGCGACGAGAGCGAGCCGAUCGCAGUGGAAGAUGAUCUUCGUAACACGUGCAAAGAAAAGAAUCAAAUUAAUAAUGAAUUCAUACAUACCACCAUUACUGAACAAGCUGGCGCGGAUAUUGUUAACAGAGUCAAUGAGCUCAAUUUGGCAGUAGCGGCGCAUAUAUCUGAUAGAAUUACGGAUGAAGUAAUCGAAUCGUUGUCAAGAAGUUAUAAAACUCUGAUCGGUGAUUGUGAUAGUCGAACGAGAAGCAGUACACCAGACGUUUUACGACCUAGUGCUGGUUCGAUAAGUAGCGGAAGCGUAAUAGGCGUAACUAGCGCGAGUGGUGUGUCUAUGACUUUACCUCCCGGCAGAGCUAGUCUUGUAUCUGAAGAAGAUUGUCCGCCGGAAACAUGUUCAUUGGCAAAUUCGAUUGGUCAAUGCAUCGAUCAGUCACCAAUGAAAUUGGAUUAUCUUAAUCUGGCAACACCACAUUUGUCGAAUAAACGUAAAAGUCUACAUGGAAGGAAAUUGAGACCUAAAUCUGUAGUGGAUUCAGUAGAGGGAUUGUCUGCCGAUGAUAUUCCGGAUCUCUUGCCGUCGUUACCGAAAAAUCAAACAGAAGGUUUGUAUUGGUCACACGCCGUCGUAAAUCUAUCAAAAAUCGCAAAACGUAAUUUGUUUUUUUUUACAGCUAUCUCAGAAACCGAGCAUUCAUUGACGGAGUCGUUGGAUUCCGUCUCGGAAUUGCCGAAUACCGUAGGUCAGCAGUUGCAACAUCUGGUCAAGUCCAGACCGCGUAGAACGAAGACGAGGGCACCUACGAGACCAAUGUUAAGACCAGAUCAACCGAUCGACGGUCUUGCUCUUGGCGAGGGUCUCGACGUGUUUUUCCGACCUACUACACCGACUACGCCUUUGAUAUCGCCUACGAGUGAUGACAGCUCUUUGCACACUUUUCCGACGGAUGGCAGUCCUAAUCUAUCACUGACGAGUCACAAGAGCAUUCCGCCGGAUAUGGAAAAGAAACACAGCUGCAACUCGCCGAUGUUAAAAACGCUCUUAGAACCCGCUCCGCGUUCUCGGUCCAGCGACAAUUUGGAGAAAUUUUCUCCUCUUGUCGGUAGAAGAUCUCAAGGGGAUUCUCCGCUAACCGCGUCACCGCUUGCCCGAAGAAAUACAACAGAUAGUGCUCAGACUCACGAGAGAUCCAAAGCCGAAGUCUUUACAAAAGAGAUUUGCAACAACUCUGUUACGACCGACACGAGCGACGAUUCUAAACGCAGCACGUUGACAAAUGUAUCUAGCAUGAGUCCGCAUGGCUCACGCGACAUCGACGACUUCGGAGCGAGCACGUCAGAAAAGGAUGCGGUAUCGAAAGACCAGGAAAGUCGUAAGAACACUGUGAAGAAAUCCACACCCGAUGCAGAAAAAUCAUCGACGUCUGUCAAAUUACGCUCAACCAAUCACGAUCUGAGAAGUCCCAUAAAUGGUGGCGGCAGCGGUGGUACAAAAAAUACAUCCGAUUCAGCCAAAUCUCCUAUAUUGAAGCCGUUAAUAAAGAGUGGCGGAUCCACAAGCGACGGAAAGAGCAAUGGCGCACUUUUGAAGAAUAAGCCCAUCCCGCCAGCGACAGCACCUAAACCGCGACCAUGGAGCAUGGCUACCGAUCGAAAAUCUGGGGAAUUUAGUUUGUUGAGCGACGGCUCUAGUCCGAACACUUCGGCUGGCAAUACACCUGAUUCCGGAGACGCUCUCGAUGAGUCAACCGACAGCGGCGUCAGCGGACCAGCUUCCCUGCCGCCGACGUUAUCAGCGAGCAGCACCGCGAGCUCGUUGAGUAACACGAGCGUGGAAAAGAGAUCGGUGAGAGAAUUAGCUGCGAGCUUGAAUAAGAGCAAAGCGGACAGAAAGGAAAAUGAGCAUACCGCACCCUCAGCAUGGCGAUCGCUGCUUCAACGUUCAGUCGACCGAACAGAGCCCAAGGUAACGGAAACCCAGAAAAUGGUUGAAGAAAAUCGUCCCAGCUUUAAACUUCGUCGCACAUCAUUUUUGCGCGAUUCAAACUUUAACUACAACAAUAACGAUGUAGUUGACGUUUGAUCCGAUUAAUCAUAGCGAUCGCGGCGUACGUUGCAAACAAAAUAUAUCUUCCUCCGUAUGCUGACACACCGACUGUUUGGCACACGAGAUAACAAUACUUCUUUGUGCCAUAAAAGAAAUCUCACUGUGUAUAUAAUAAUAUAUAUAUAUAAAGAAAUAUAUGUAUCGACCGGUUUUAACAUUUUAGAGACAGGGUACUGAAAGUUUUUACGGCAAUUAAAGUACUAAUCAGUUGUUAAGAUGACAUUAGAGAAUUUUAUACUAGUUUUAUAUAACGUUUUGCGUUUUUGCGCACAGCUACAUUUCGACUUACAAUUAGUCGUUUACUCACAUUUACACGUAUUAUUCAUGCAAACGCCUUAUUCAUAUAUUUCACACAUAACUGAGACCAAUUAUGUUUUAGUCUCUCGAAAAUGUUUACUAAAAAUAUUUAAACUUCCAACAAAGUCACGUUUUAUUUGUCAGAUUUUUAGCAAGCAAUAACGUUAUUUUUGUUGCGUGAAGAUAUUAGCAAAAGUAUUCUUAUUCGACGAUAUAUAUAUAUAUAUAUUAUAUAUAUAUUCCAAUUUUUACAUAUUUAUACAUUAUCGUGUUUCUUUAUGCAUUUUAAUAGCGCAAAUUCUAGACUCUCUUGUUCAGAAUAGACAAGAGUUACACAUCACAGUUUUAGCAAAAUGAACUGAAUCAGCUUCAUUUUAAAUGGAAAAUUGUUCACGAACAGUGGCAACUAAAAUAGAGUAAUAUACAUUUUGCGUAAAGAAAGGAUAGGUGUCUUCCACGAUCAUGCAGAAAACUUAUUAGUUAAGUGAUACAUUCAUGCACAUUUUUGUUAUUCGAGCAAUUAAUGUACAUUCUAAUAUUUGUUACCUGCGGCUCUUUUUUAAUCUGUGAUUUAUUCAUAAAAAUAUUUACACACAAGAUUUAAUAAUAUUAGCUAAAAUUUCUAAGGCAGCAAUAUGUUUCACAUCUACAUAUAUCCAAUAACAAACAAAUGAGUUUUUGUAAUUUUUAUUCAGUAAAUUCUCAGUGGCAGCUAUUAUUAUAGUUUAUUACUUGUCAAAGUAUAGGGGUGAGAUAACUGUCUCACUGGAAUUGAUAAAUCGUAUAAAGUGAGAAAAACUCUUUGGCAGAUGAAUUGAUUCGAUCACACUUACACGCGUUAGUUUUUAUGUCGAUUAUUUUUUGAGAAAUAUUUCUCAAAAGUCUUUCAAACAAGUUUAUAUACACUUUUUGUGAAAAAUUAACUUAACUCUUAUAAGGCAAUAAUAUACAAUUGUAAGCAUAGAAAAUUUGAAAAAUAUUUAAUAUUAUAUUUCUACGCAAGCACAUGUUUGUGUGCGCUCACACAUGCGUGUUUUUAAUUCUCUUAUAAAUAUAUAUUAUUAUCGGAAAAUAUAAAAAGCACUCUAGAUAUAUCUCGUCGUGUUCAAUUUGAAUAAAACUAACAUAUACAAAAUUAUUUCUUAAAAUAUUUCAUGCUGCGCAAUCUUUUAGAGAACAAUUGUUUGAUAAUAAAACAGAAACUAUAUUAUUUACAAGUGCAAGAGAGUUAAAUCGAUAAAGUUUAUAUAAUCUCAUAUUGAAAAACUUUGGUCUCUAUAUAGCGACAAACGCGUGUAUAUACAUUAUAUAUAUAUAUAUGUAAAAAAAAAGACUCAUGUAUAGGUAAAAUAUAUAAUCCGUAGGAAAUUUGCCAUUCUUAUGAUCAAGGAAAAGGCGAGACGUUCAAAUUUCGAAACAUCUGAACGUCUUAUAUGUGAAUUUUUUACCGUUUAGCUUUAUCAUAACAAUAUCGAUACCAAUUCCUUAUGCAGGUAACAUACAGACAGGUGCGUUAAUGUCUUUGACAAAUGAAGUUGCGCUUUUCAUUGUUAAGAUAUUAUUGAGGCAUUAUUGGUGCAACUUCAUGCGUGAAGACAUGAAAUGUCCCCCUGCCUGUACAUAGUACAUAAGACAUGUGAUCGUUGCAUUUUAUCACGAUAUUAUUAAAUAUUAACACAGCGUGAGCAUUCUUCCUCUCUAACGUUGAAGCGAAAUAUUGAGCGCAGAGUAUUAAAGCAUUUGUGUUACUAAAAUCUGUGUGCGUGUGAAUGUGUGCGCGUGUGUAUGGAUAUGCGCGCUAUGUACUGCAAGCAUAUAUGUACUAAUAAGCGUAAAAAUGCGAUCGUCUAACAUAUGCAAAAUAUAUGAAACAGCCAUAUAUUCACGUAUAUUAUGCGAAUCUACAUAAGAAGUCUUCAAACACAGCCGUUGGUCCUAAAAAAAUAAGGCAUUUCUCUUAACUAUAUAUAUGUGUGUAUGUAUAUAUAUACAUAU